This is a messenger RNA of Colletotrichum spaethianum, 462 nucleotides long. RefSeq lists its product as uncharacterized. The record is from RefSeq and is a predicted model, not a curated record. The coding region runs from base 1 to 462 and encodes 153 amino acids. The transcript has 2 exons. Lineage: Eukaryota; Fungi; Ascomycota; Sordariomycetes; Glomerellales; Glomerellaceae.
AUGGAGCUGGGCGACUACGACGAGGGUGAGCGGCGCUACGAUAGAGACGUCGUGGAGCCUCAGAGCCCUCGUCCAAGAGCCAGCCGUCGUUCCAUGGACUUUACUACCGCCUUCAGUCUGGCAGCACGAUGGGGAGCAGUUCUUUUCAUCGACGAGUGUGACAUGUACCUUGAGAAACGCAGUGAUACUUCCUCGAAGAAAAACAGAAUGGUCUUUCCCGUCUCGAUUGCUGAUCUGGCAAACCUUCCUGGAGAAGAACGUUAUGACAUGUUAGAGGCUGAAGUUGAGGCUCUGUCUGAAAUUGAUGUGAAUGACCGGCGCAUCCGCAACAUUGUCAAGACUGCGGGUAUCAUGGCUAAACGAGAGGAACGAAGAGUUCUUUUCCGCGAUAUCGAGAAGUUCAUGCAAAUUACCGAAGGUAUCAGGGUUAAGAAGGAAGUGAGCACUUUUAACGGUGUCUGA